This is a messenger RNA of Ceratina calcarata, 14623 nucleotides long. It is a transcript of the gene cic, whose product is annotated as Putative transcription factor capicua. Gene Ontology annotation, biological process: regulation of transcription by RNA polymerase II. The transcript has 25 exons. Gene Ontology annotation, molecular function: RNA polymerase II transcription regulatory region sequence-specific DNA binding; DNA-binding transcription factor activity, RNA polymerase II-specific. NCBI's taxonomy places the organism in Eukaryota, Metazoa, Arthropoda, Insecta, Hymenoptera, Apidae. The record is from RefSeq and is a predicted model, not a curated record. The coding region runs from base 6136 to 12444 and encodes 2102 amino acids. Gene Ontology annotation, cellular component: nucleus.
UGUUCUGAAGACUGACGAGCAGGCUUAGGGAUUUUCCUCGCGCAAAUGUGAAAGGUGAAACGAUUCUGAGACGGAAUCAAUCGCGGUUAAUUUAUAAUUAGAGCGGGAUCAAUAAAAUGUAAUCUACAUAUCCACUCGAGUAAUUUUUAUUCGAUAAGUCGCGAUAUGUGUAUACUUGUACGAAGGCAUUUCUUGUAGUUUUCUUGUCAAGUAAUUCUACCGAUAUUCAUUUAUAUUGUACUCUAUCGUUGCUCGCUGUAUCUACAGUAGUUAUCGUUAGUUCUUUUUACAAUUAGUUACGCAGCAAUGCGAACAGUCUCUAUUUUUAUUUGAACCACAGCUAUAAGGAGUAUUAGGUAAUAGCUGUUCGAUGCGCGUACGUGCUUUGCAUAAUAUGCAUAUUUAUAAUUGCAUUAGCAUCGAUGAAAAAAUACUUGAUAUACAUACCUACGUUCCUUCCGUAAACGUACGCUGUCGGUUCUGUUCUACAGGGGCUGUACCAUAAACUCGCUCGGCCUUAAUUAUUUUCGAUACUUUGAACAAUGAGCACCAAUAUUACACAUAAAGUUUAAAACGGCAAUGAUCUUUUUUUUAUAGCUGACAUACAAGAGAAUUGCUGGUCAAUUUAUUUUGUCUUCGUACAAAGUCUUAGUAUUUUCAUAGAUAAACUAUUAUGCGUAAUUGUGAAAAUAUGCUAAAUAAUUACUCGUACGACCCAGCAUUUUCUUUCCUUAUUUGAAAUGAAGAAGGUAUUUCAAGCAGACAAAGUUGGCGAGACACCGCGUACGUGCAUAAAUACAUGUAGUAUUAUGUGCCAGUUCCGCGAUUACGCAUCGUCUCGCGACGUUCACGCAUUUAUUUGUGGAUUUUCAUUCAACGGCUACUGUUAAGCACUGUGUAACUGUAACUUAUUGACGUCCUUCCACGACACCGCCUCGCUCGUUUUUCCUUGCCUCACAGUGAGAACCAGUUAUCGAUUAGCUAUUACGGCCGUUGAAGAAGGAAAAAAGACGUUAUGCCGCGUUGUUACCGUGAAACAUCCGUAGAGAACGGAGGCGCGAGAUUUAUUAUGUAAUCCGUACUUCUCGCCUUCGGAUGUAUCGUACGUGCCAUUCUGUAAUUGGGACUAGCGGAACGAACGGAUCGAGGCAGGCUUCGUCUAAGAUGUAUUUAAUAUUUUCCGUUUUGUAUUUGUCACUGGAAUACGAACUACCUAAAUCUCGCAGUAGAGCAGGUGAACCUGUACACAGGAUUUAUGUCCAGGAUUACUGCAAUCCGUAUUUUUACUUUCCCUCGCGGAGAAAAUGGAAAAUUAGAAUUUCGUGCGUAAUAUGUUAGUCUGCCGUUAAUACCGGUUCUCUGACCGACGCGGUUUCUUCCACAUGAUUUGUUGCUUCUGUGUCGAAUAAGUGAACGCACGUCAUACGCGUGGUCAGUAUUCAAUGAACGUAGGUCGUCGACGACGAUUACUCAUUCGCGAGUAUUAUCAUUGCUAGUCUGCAGCAGCGAAACUGUCGAUCUUAACAGCGCGUAUAGAUAUCGUGUUCACGAAUUAUGCCCGACGACGGGAUUCGUUGCAUCGCGUGGUACGAUAUUUCUAAUAAGAUAAUCGUUCGCGAUUAUCGUCCUAUCGAUAACCGUACUGUCUGAUCAAUUGAAAGUGUAUUUUCAAGAUCCAUUGAAGGAUUUGUUAUCUAAAUUGUCUUGACUUCGAUCCGACGUGCAAGUCAAUUAUCGUGUUUCGGUUAACAAUGAAAUAGAAGCGUAGGAAUAUUUUGGAUGAAAAUUGUUUACAGUUUAAUAAGUCCACAAUUGCGGUUCUCUCCAAAUAAAAGUUCGCUUGUUACAUUUUUAAGGUAUCAUUGGUAUUCUCGAAUUUGAUAGCUUUUAUAUUAUUACAUGGUGGUUAAGCGAACAGCACAGUCACACUAUUGCAUUAUUAUAAGGUAUCUUACAAUUAGUGUUAAUCCAUUCCAGCGGAGAUACUUUUCCAUGGAUAAAUCAAUUGUGUGUAAUUUUUCCGGGCAGCAACAAUACACGUGAGAUAGAUAAUGGAUAUCUUGCCGAGUUUAUCGUACAACUUCGCUGUGAUUGCUCUACUCUUUCACGUCUUCGUAAUUCAGCGUAACGUGAUUUACGAGGCUCUCGCCGGGAAUACUCGAAAUUGCAACGUUAGUUCACGUACGAAAGAUUUAGUUCACGAUAGAACGUAUCAAUCUUUCGUUACGAUAUCCACUGCUCCACUCUAUUAGAUAUAUUCUGUGAAUCGAUAAAUUCUUCAUUCGAUCACGUGAUGAAUGCAGCAAAUAAAAAAAUGCGAAAUGAGAACUGAAAAUGAGAGUUCGCGUUUACCAAUAUCUCUCGUACAUGAUUGCGGCUAGGAAAUCGUAAAUGAAAUCGAUAUGAUAACACAAUCUAAUCGUUCAUAGUAAAACUCGCAAAAGCUCUUGCAUUGACCUAAUCGAACAAACAGACGGUUAAGUACGCGAAUCCUAACCGAAUUUCAUGCUAAAGGUAAAACACGUCCGGUGGAGAAUUUAUCAAUGAGGUAUAUACCGCGCAUAGUACAUACAUACUUUGUAGUGACUCGACUCCCCUUCUGCUUCUGCUCCCUUCAUAGAGUUUCGUACGCUAUCGAUGAAUGGCGUAACCUCGUUAUGGGACUUCACGUGGAUAACUCCGUGUUCUUACUCACUUCACGCCAGACACGGAAAAGGUUUCCUCCAAGUAUAACACGCAACGAUGUUACGUACAAUAAUUUGUUACUUUAAAUAUUUACACUCUCUCUGGUAAACGUAUCGAUGACUAGGAACGAGCAUAAUUGAUUAUAAGGCAAAAAGAAUUCGCCUGUCGUAAAGUAUAAAAUAGAAAGUAACAAGGAUUCUGACGGAUCAGAUCCCUCAUAUCGUGUGACAAAGUAUAAAGAAGUGAUAAUUUUCUAAAAGGCAUUUCACGCGUUCAGAUACGUUCGUCAUUAUAUGUAUUCUGGCACCGUUUACUCCGAUUCUCGUGUGUUGUAUGCAUCAUUCGAAGGCUUUGAACGAUGAAUAAUGAUGUUGACUUAGAAGUUGCUACGUCUAGGCAAGCAGAUGAUCAUCUCUUGCGAGCGAUUUGAGUAUCUUCAGCAAAUAUUUGUAGUUUACGAAUACAGUUCGCAAACGCAGGCGGAGAAUAUAAUUAUCUCGUUUGUGAUCGUGCGUGUAUUAAUAGGAAUGGAAUAAAUACACAGCGUUGAUCCGUGAAAAGCCAGCAUUUAUUAAAAGAAUGAAUUACGUUUGUCGCUUGAUGUUUUUAAGCAACGGAAACAAUUCCCUUGGAAUCGUAAAAGGCAUUUUAUUAUCAGGAAUCAAAUGUUUACAACUAACAACAUGAAUCGUGCAUUCAGUGUCAUAAAAAAUAUUUAAUAGUCGCUCCGUAGCGUAUAAAUAGUAGCCAUUCCUUUUAUGUUCUUUUUAUACAAUAUAUUGCGCUUUUAUAAAAUAUUUUUUUAUUCUCCUUAUACGUAUCGGACACGUGUACUUCAAACUUUAUCGAACUAUUGAUCAUUGCAUACUUAAUAUGUACCGAUGAAUUAGUACGCGCUGCUUGCUUGUUAAAGGGCGGGACGAAAUUGCGUACUUACCAAGAGCACUAAGAAUAGAAUAUUAAUUCUUACGCCUUUAAUUGUUUUUCAUAUAAUUUCGUACAAGACGACAUCAAUUAUACAUAUAUCCUCUAUACGGUUUCUUAUCAUGCGAUCUAUAAAUAUUAUUGAAUUGACAACUAAACUCGCGACCUUCGUUAUUUAUUUAAAAAUGAAAAAAUACAAAUUAUUUUACUGUUCUAUUUCAUCAACGAUAUAAUUCAAAUAUUUGUCUUAGAGGAAUAUCGUGUAUUUCAGGAAAUGGUCGACAAUAAUAAAGACAUCCAGUAGUUGGGAAAGCAAAAAGCAGAACGAAACAUCACGGAAAUUGUAUCGAGUACAUUUGUAAACGUAAUAUACGGUGUUAUCUGAAACCGAAAGUGGAAACAUUCGCAUCAGAGAAUUUCUCAAAACGGGGCUUAGAAUCUGAUCUCUUGACAGCGUAGCAUUCAGCAACAUAGGUUUCAAUAGUAUCGAUGAUUCUGCAUCACUUUCUUCGUUAUAUACACGAUUACGUGUAUUAAAUUCGAUACUAAAGAAAUUACGUUUAGGAAUAUGUUAUUUAAAUGACAAUAAUAAAAUUGUUCGAAAUCUUUGCAUUCAUUCAAAGGAGUAUAGUCGAUAUCAUCGAAACAUAGAACUAUAUGAAUGAGUCUAUCUGUCAUUGCUGAUUAUGAAUUAGGCUCGUUUUAUUGAAUGAAUUCCGCACCGUGAGGGUGUAACUGCUUUUGACUCUCGCUGUAGGGGUUGCAAACGCUCUCUUAUAAGGCAGACUAUAGUACCUCUGCCGGGGAUCGUUUCGUAGAGCCGAGGAUCGGCAGUGUAUGUAUGUGUUGUAUGCGCGAGCAAGGCAGCGGGAGUGCGUGAAGCAUCUCGUUCCUUGUGUGCAAAAGAACGAGGCAGCGGUUGUCAGUGAGUGCGCGCGCGCGCCGUCUCGGCUCGUUCGAACGUUUCGGUGGUCGUGUAUUGCGGUAAAGGUGUGCGUCUAUACGUGGCUGACAAGAUAUGAAGCGAAGGCGCAACGGUGGAGGUGGACGAGGAGAAGGUGUAGUAGUAACAGCGGUGCGGCGGCGAUGGUGGUGGUGGUGGUGGUGGCAAUAGUAGCGACGGUAGUAGUAUGUAGUUACGGCGGCCGAGUGUGUGCGCGCGUUGGCUGGCUUGGUUAUAUGGCUCGACGAGUCGCAGCCAGUGCCAGUGUGCCAGUUCAGUUGAGCAACCGAGCCUGAGUCUGUACGUGUCGUGUGACGGGAAAGAACGAGGCGGAAAGUGGGAGAGAGGGGUCUUGCGUACGAUGCGAUUCGAGCGAGAAAGAAGGAAAGAGAGGAGACGAGAAACGCGUACAGGCGUACAGUACAGUAUACAAUACAGUGUGCAACGUACGAUCUUCGGGAGCACGUAGAGAAAGAUGUCAAUAAAGUUCGUUUAAUCGGAGUUGUUUUCUCAGCUACGGUAAAUGGAAGAACUGUGAUCGAGAGGCGUGCAUCGACGACGAACGUAAAUUUCCGUGUUGCGGUGUUGUGGUCGCCAUCUCCUCCCGGUCGGUUUGCUGUGACGCUGUGACGGAUUUUCGUGACGCAUUUGAGUGCACACGCGUCUGCUCAGAUUGAAGGAGUCGUCCCGAAGAAUUGUACGGAGCAGUGACAGUGACAGUAACGACAAGACAGUCCGCGGAGAAUUCGUGCUUCGAUUCUUUUAUCGUUCAUCCUCGAUAUUCGCGCGGUGCAUAGGUGACACCGUGUAGCGGCGGUCUACGAGACCGCGACGACCAUGACGACGACGACGACGACGACGAUGGCACGACCACAUCGACGACGGCAUUCACAGCCCCGGUGUGCAUGUACAAUACGUGUGUUGCUACGCGUGCGCGUGUGAACUCGCCUCAGCGAGAGAAUGUUCUUCUUUCGUGUGCGUGCUAUUCGUUUGCUCGCGAGCGAGCUUCCUUCUGGGAACACGGUCGCGUACGCGGAACAUGCGCGCUUGUGUCGGUGUUCGUGUAUGCACGUGCGCGAACCUAUUGCAUUGUGUGUCAGUGACUCUCCGUGCGCCCGCGGUGCAAGUAACCGAGAAUUCGGACGAUAGUGCUUGUGCAUGAUACCUCUGGUUUUACGCGGUACGUACGAUUGAUUGAUCAUGCUGUGGCCAGACUACCUGAAUGGAAAGUAACUCGGUGACUUGGAAUAAUAAUUAAGCAAGACGAUGACGGUUCAGUGCGCACAAAUGAGCUGUAAAUGCUACCAGUGGCUAAGGAUUAUCAGUCUGCUGUAAUCCUUGAUGGUGCCAAGCCCCGGACAUUGAAGACACGUACAGGUACGAGAUAAUUAAGAAAGAAGAAGAGAAGAGAAGAGAAAAAGUGUUCGCAUAAGAAGAGAAUUUUCGGAGGAGGAUGCUCGGCAGUUGGGGCUGGGAAGAAGAAUUGGAGUUGGGAGAGGGAACAGCAACCCUGUCGCAAGAUAGACAAAGACGAGAGAGCCCAGACUCGACGCAUCCUGUCCCCGACAGCCGGGUGCUGAGGUAUGCACCCAGCCGAUGUCACCACCCUCCCAGCUUCAGCUCGUCACAUUUCAGCACGCAGCCUCCUCUCGACUGUACAGACUCGUGAGGUGGCCAAAAUGCUGACUGCUCAUUCCGAGAUGCCCGAGAAACGGGAUCCCCUCAGUGGCGGAGGCGGACAGUAUGGUGCAGGAGGCGGGGGUGGUGGCAACAGUUCGAUCGAAGAGAAAUCUAUCUCGGAACAACCACCCCCGCCGCCGGCGCCUCCACAGCGGGAUCUCUCGGAUCCAACAAUCAGCGCUAAGAAACUUCCAAAGAAACGAAAGUUCGAUCCAUCGGAACUCGAGGAGAUGGACAAGACCAGCAAUGUGACGAGCAACAUAAACAAUAUGAUGAAUAUGAGGACACCAAACUUACCGUUCAGUCAAUCGGGUUUAGUUCAGCAUUCAACGUUAGCGACUCACCAGUCUCCGCAACAUCAAGAGUCCGAUUGUUAUCAAAUAUCCUCGGCAUCGUCGGUGGUUGUUUUGCCACCGCAAAGUACAGCGGUGGAUUAUUCAGUUCGAGAGGAACCCUUACGUUCUCGUCCUCGGCCUGCUACCGUUGCUAUUGAUCUCAGUGAGUGGCGCGACCACAGAGUGUUAGCUUUAAGGGAUUCGUAUUAUUAUCCGGGUGUUAUCCGUAACGUUGUCCAAGGAGAGAUAUACAUAGAGUUUGACGGAGAGAGAAAACUUAUGCGUUACACGGACGUUUUGGGCGCGGGAAGGUACGACGUGAUAGGUGACGCGAGCCCGUCGGUCGGGCAAGUGACUAUGGACGCGAAAGUUUGCAUCAGGUGUCCAACGUCGAACAAUCACGUCGACGCGGCUAAAGUGUUCGUAAAAGGGACGGUGUGCAAGAUAUUAACGAAGCCUAAGCGUUUUGUUGUUAAAAUUCCAAGGGAGGAUGAUCAGAGUGAUAGUUAUGUAGUGAAACGAGCGGAUUUACGUUUAGUGCAACCUCCGUGGUGGGACGAACUGGAGGAGGGAUUAGAAGACUGUGAUUCUUCGAGGGUCGAAGGAAUUGAACAUGGCUAUCGAAAUUCUUCAGAAGGUCCGACAGCAGUGCCAAUUUUGGUCCAUCACACUUCUCACCAUACAUCUCAUAUAUCAACACAUAGCGACUCGGGUGGUUAUUAUAGAACGACUGGUACUAGUCCUCUUAUGACUUUAGGCACCUCUGCUCAUUCUGCCACGGCUACGUUAAGUAACGGAAGUCGAUCGUACGAUGAUUUAGAAAGUGAAGAUGACUUAGAUACGGAAGAUAUUACGUUCCCUUCCGAUGCAGAUGCAAAAUUGUCAGGGAGCAGUAAACGGAGCAGUAUGCAAAGUCGGGGAAGUACCAGUAGUUUAGUCGAACAGCGCAGUAUAACUCCUCGUUCUCAAGCAGCCACGCCCAGAUCUCAGGCGGCAACGCCACAUAGAUAUAAAAAAGGUGACGUAGUGGCUACACCAAGUGGAGUUAGAAAAAAAUUCAACGGUAAACAGUGGCGUAGACUUUGUAGUAAAGAAGGAUGUUCCAAAGAAAGCCAACGAAGGGGAUACUGUUCUCGUCACCUUAGUUUGAAAGGAUCUUGUCUCAGAGGUCCGACAAAUACUUUUCCUGGUGGUAAAAUGGAUGGCGAAGAAACAUCUAGGGAUUCCGAUACUUCUCCAAACUAUGGCGAUAGAAGAAUUACCGGCCGAUUUGAUCAAGAUGAGACCGAAGCUGCUAACAUGCUUGUUUCUUUGGGAAGUUCCAGAUCGGCAACGCCAGCCUUUUCUUCGCCAACCGGACAAUCGUCGAUAUCGCCUUGUAUCAACCAAUCUCCUGUACCACCAUUAGGUCUCAAUCAGAAUAGCGUGUUUAUGCCUAUUUCAAGUCCGGCACAUCACGCGGCGCCGCUAAUUUCCCCUGGUGCGAAGUGGAAACAUUCGCCCACUCAGUCCACUUUUCUUGCUCAGUACCAACAGCAGGUGAUAAAGCCAGAACCCAAUCGAGUAGUACGAUCGAAUCGACCAGCUCCGACUGCCCCGGUUCCUGCCAGUAUAGGAACAAGUGUGAUAAGAAGUUCUCCUGUGAGCCGUGGCAUAUCCGGAUCCAAUUUGCCAUGGUCGGAACAAAGUCCGCCGCCGCGACAUCCGUCGGUUGUUACUACUAUAGCUCAACAGCAGCAGGGCAUUAUACUUCAACACGCGCUCACGACGAACAACGGUUUUCACACUUCGGAGAUUUCAGAACAAAGUACUCAACAAAAAUUGAAAUCGUCGCAUUUGCCUCACAUGCCGCUUUCCACGCCGCAAAACUUGACUCUGCUACACAAACCCAUAGAGCAACCAGUCGAUUACGCUCAACCGGCGACGCAAAAUCAACCGAUUUACGUGAUGCAUCAUCAACACGAAAAAAAAUAUCUCGUGAUAAAGAAUAAUAUGGACGUCUCUGCAGCAGGCCACCUAAUCAAUCAGGACGAUAACUAUAGACCGGCGUUAAUGAGUCAUUUAAGUCAGCUUCCAGCAACGUUACAUCAAACGCAAUGUCAACCGCCGCAGUCACCUGCUGUCGUCUCAUCCGUCCAUGUCGAUAAAUUGUCCGUUUUACAACAAGCGAGUAAAAUGGCCACGCAUGUAUCCGCGCAAAUAGAUAUGCAAAGGACACAACCACCACCUACGAGUGUUGUAAUGACAACCACUACCGAAGCUUCGAACCCGUCUACCCCGACUAGUGUCUUCCAGCAUGUGAUAGUACAGCCCGGGAAUUUGGUGCAGAUUCCUAAAACGCAACCUUCUAGGGAAGAGAAUUCGAAAAACAAUGGUGUUCUCUAUGGCAGCCACGAUGUUCCUCCCGCAUACCAGCCCCAUCCCCCACCAUUACUGAACAAUGCAGUACGCAACUGGAAGAAAGCUUUUCCAUGGCAAACAACGGUACUCGAUCAAUCGGAAGUAAGUCCUCCACCGUCUGCGCUGAGUCCACCCUUGAGCGCACCACCAAUUCCAAUUAGCAUGAGUACACCUGGCGAGGAUGGGCCUGGACCUGGUCCUGAUCCGAUCACUCCCGCCGAAGAGGAAGACGAUGAUGUUUUCGAAGCGGAACCAACGACACCCGCAGAGGUUGAGGCUAAUGGUAACAAGAGACGCAGCCAAUCUCUUAGUGCGUUGCAUUCCAAAGAGCCUCAGAGUCCGCUUAAAGCUAAAGAUCGGAUACGUCGACCGAUGAACGCAUUUAUGAUAUUUUCGAAACGACAUCGCGCGGUGGUGCAUCAAAGGCAUCCGAACCAAGACAACCGUACCGUGUCUAAAAUAUUAGGAGAAUGGUGGUACGCUUUGGGUCCAGAAGAAAAGCAAAAGUAUCACGAUCUAGCAUCCGAAGUGAAAGAGGCGCAUUUCAAAGCGCAUCCGGAUUGGAAAUGGUGUAGCAAAGAUAGGCGGAAAUCGUCGACGGCGAGUUUUAAAGGCAGCGAAUCUCGAGGGAAAUUGAAUAGCACUGGAGAAGAAACGGAUAUGGGACCACCGGCAGACGAUGUACCAUUAACGCCAAGAGCCACCGAUGAUAUUACCGUUCCCGUUACAACGGUGUACAAUGAAGCUCCCACGAUAGAAGUUAUUAAUCAGUCGCAUACGCAUCGAAUAAUGGAAAUGCCUUUACCAGUCGAGAAUACAGAGUCCGAUAUGAAACAAGAGGAAGAUGGUAAUGCGUCGGAUGAAGAUCAGAUGGUCAUCUGCGAGGAUCCUCAACCUGAAAUAGAUCUAAAAUGCAAAGACAAAUUGACGGACAGCGAUAACGACGUUCAAGAAGAGGAUGCUGAUAAGAAGUGUUACACGCAAUCACGGUUUUCACCUAUGAGCGGUCAAAAGAGGGACGCGGUCAACGUUAAGCAAGAAGUUACGUGUAGACCUAAACCGAUAAAAGCACGAAUACCUUCAACAGGUAUCGAAACCACCACGAAAUAUCAUCAUACGUCUAUGGACAAAGGGGGAACUGUAUCUGUUUUAUCGAGUACAUAUCCAUAUCAUAGUCCAGUGAAUCCAACCGGAGUAUCGGGUUUUCAACCAACCGGCGGUGCUUUCAUAACGAUGCCGAUAUCACCGAAAGUUAUCAAACCGGAGCCAGUAAAAAACGAGCAGCAAUAUAGUACCCAGUACAGUAUGAGCAAUCUAGUAGCAAACAUUCACGAAAAUGGAAGGAAUAUGCCGAAAUUCACAGCUGCACCAGUGUUACAUUCUCAGCCGUUGCAGUCUUUAGGCACUAUUCUUCGCCCCCUUACUUCAGCUGUCCCUUACCAACCAUCGUUCACUCUAACAUUUCUCGAUAACGAUUUGGUGGCUGUUUCCAAACCGCAGCAGGGAUCGCAGUAUCUCGGUCCAACGCCACCUCAUCCCAGGAUGUACUGUACUGUUCCAGGGUUCCACAUACCUAUCUCUGACGCCGGCAAUCGCAACAUAUCGUCACAAGGUUUAAUUUCUGGUAAUAAGAUGGAAACACAAAGUGUUAUAGUGAGCAAACCUUAUCCAGUUUCGACAUCAUCCACCACGUCGACUUAUCGUGGAAUGAGUCAUCCUAUAACACGUCUCGCCGACUCCGAAAAAAACGAGAACCAGAUAGGAAACAACCAUGCCAAAUUUUAUGUAACUAAUGUGAAAUCAGAGAAAGAAAGGAAAGACACAGUGAAUAUUCUUCUGCCUGCCACGAAUGAUAAACACAAACAACCGUCUACUCCGCAUACUCCUCACACACCUCUAAGUAAUCAUGGUGGUAAUGAUAUUCCUACGAAUAAAUCGUAUUCUAUGGAUGAAUCCCAAUCUAACGACGUAGGGCCGAGCAAGGGUCCUUUUAUGCUAGCGCCGACUCCGGCGCAACUUGGUCGAGCGCCGUUACAAAGGAGACAAUCAAUGGCAAUGCCUCCCACAUCGAAUGCAGGAGACCAUGGGCCUUUGACAUCUCAACAUUGCGACAAUCGUUCGCAAAUUACUACAUCUCAAGCGUCGGAGGUACAGCAACAACAAAAUUUUACAGAAUCUCAUGCUUCACCGUCACCAUCCACGAAGAAAGGUUCUUUCUUCAAGAAGAACGUCGAAGAUGGAAUGGAUAGAGUUCUCGAACAAGUGAAUUUUCAAGAAAAAUUCUCGUCCUUGCCAGAGUUUAAACCGGAAGAUAUACAAAGUCCAAGUGCAAUCAGUAUCAACACGGCAGGUUCGUCUGGACAUGGUUCAGUGGUAACAUCUGGCUUGCACCCAUCAAAUUUGCAAUCAUCGAUGCAAAUGCAAAGUUAUCGAAAAAAACCUGCGCAGGGACCUCAUAGGCCCACAAUGAAUGAGGACGAUAUCGAAUCAGAUACGCCAGUAUCCGCCACACCGAAAUCAACUUCCAGCGUCAAGUUGACAGGAAACACAUUCUUUGGUCCAGAUUUCAAUGUUGACGCAUACAGAGCUAAUAAUGAGUUGGUGGGGGACGUUGAUGCUAGUUCUCCCAGGACUCCGAAGACACCCGGCGGCGGUGCUGGAAACACGAUGAGUAUCGGCAGAAGCGAGAACGAACGGGGUCACAGGAAAGUACUGGAGCAACUGAAUUUUCAAGAAAAAUUCUCGUCCUUGCCAGAGUUUAAACCGGAAGAUAUACAAAGUCCAAGUGCAAUCAGUAUCAACACGGCAGGUUCGUCUGGACAUGGUUCAGUGGUAACAUCUGGCUUGCACCCAUCAAAUUUGCAAUCAUCGAUGCAAAUGCAAAGUUAUCGAAAAAAACCUGCGCAGGGACCUCAUAGGCCCACAAUGAAUGAGGACGAUAUCGAAUCAGAUACGCCAGUAUCCGCCACACCGAAAUCAACUUCCAGCGUCAAGUUGACAGGAAACACAUUCUUUGGUCCAGAUUUCAAUGUUGACGCAUACAGAGCUAAUAAUGAGUUGGUGGGGGACGUUGAUGCUAGUUCUCCCAGGACUCCGAAGACACCCGGCGGCGGUGCUGGAAACACGAUGAGUAUCGGCAGAAGCGAGAACGAACGGGGUCACAGGAAAGUACUGGAGCAACGUCGACACCUCGUCAUGCAAUUGUUUCAAGAACAUGGUUACUUUCCCUCGACGCAAGCUACCACGACGUUCCAAGCGAAACACUCGGACAUAUUCCCUAACAAAACAAGUUUGCAAUUGAAGAUUCGAGAGGUCAGACAAAAGUUGAAAGCUAACUCGACACCCAUGAGUGCUAACAGUCUGGUUAGUCCCCUUCCUGUUUCUGAAGCUUCACCUAACGUGACUGGACCAUUGACUGCUCCUCCUACAUCGAUGGGAGCUCCACAUUCACUGCCUGUAAGCAGUAGUGGUAGCUAGCGCCCACAUGCCAACUGUGAUACUACGCAUCCCCUUACUUCACAGCAUGAGUACAUCAUUAUUCAUUGAGAUGAAGGAAAGUUUUUAUUUGGGAAGAUUGUUGAUGUACAACGUAUUUCUUCUUUUUCUUUUUUUAUUUUUUUUUCUUUCUUUUUACGAGUUGUGAAGUGCUGCAAGGCUUUAGUGCAAUUCGAACAUUGAUUGUAACCUGGUGCAGGUGACUUAUACAUACAUAGGAAGGCAUAUCAAGGUGAGUUUGAUGUACACAUAUCAGCAAGCUCUCUUCGUGUUGUACAUAAAAGGUAAGAAAAAUGGAGCAUUGUAUCGAGUGUUUCGCGAGAGAUUACCAACGUUAAAUUAAAUUUGUGUGUUCGAGUAUCUGUGUUAUGUCGGAAUAUAUAACGAUGACGUGGAGUUGUGAAAUAUUUGCGCAUUGAAGAAUCUAGCUGUAUAUUAUAGAAAUAACCAUGUUUGUUAGCGAAUUAGAAGCUCAGAAAAAUUGCAGGCUUAAUCGUACAUUGUCGUAUUGCUUAUCAAAACGAUACGAGAAUGGGGAAAAUGAUAAAAUUGUUUUGAGAUUUGUGUAUGUAAUUCGCAUAAAAGAUGAGCUUUCUUCACUCAGAAGGAAAGACAAUACUCUGCCACAUUCUAAGCACCCAAACAAGUUAUAAAUAAUAUAGAAGCGUGGAAAUUAUUUUACUAACAUAUUCGUUAUGAAAUCAAUAAUUUCAUAGUUAUACGAUUCCAAAUAUACACAAACGAUAUUUGUACAUCGAAACACCUUGAAAGGAUUAUUCGAAGGCCUAAGCCAUUGUUAAACAUUGUUAAGAAAAAUACUGAGAUCCAAGUAGGAAAAAGGGAGGGGGAGAGAGAAAGAGAGAGAGAGAGAGAGAGAGAAUUUGUGUGAUACAGAGGUAUGAAUUUUUGAAUACGUGUAGAAGAUGCGUGAAUGUUUUUCUUUUUUUUUUAAGAGAGAGGGAGAUAGGGAGAGAAAGAGGAAGAGAAGAUCGUAAUCAGAGAGUAUUAGAAUUAACGAAGCAUUAUAAAAUGAAAUCAGAGUUUAUAUACUUUAGUUAUACUUUAUAUAAUAUAUAUAUAUGAUAUAUAGAGAUGAAAGAGAAAAGAACUAUAGAGAACUGCGAUAUAAAAACAUUGCACAAAAUUUAUGUAAACGCAGUUGGUGAACGAUGUUUAUUUUACUUGUAAAUACUAUGGUAUGACUCAAAGCGGGAUAUAUCCAGAGAGUUUAAAAAGAAAAGUAUCUAUAUACGAUGCUGCGUCUGAGAAAUUUUCACGACAAAGGCAUUCUUUUUGGUGAUUUAUAGAUUAUAGGAAAGAAAACAGUGGGGAUUAAAAAGAAAAAAAUCGUGCCAUUGUGCGGCGACAAAGAAAGGGAAUGCAUGCGUAACAAGUCCCUUGAUAGUAACGAAUUAAUUGUUAGACACCACUCGAUAUAGAUAAUAUGUAAUACGUUUCCCAUAUUCUCGAGAGAAAGUACUUAUCUACUGUUUUUUAGAGCUCCGCUCAAAUUCGACGCGAUCGAGAGAUUUUUCGUUUUAUAAGUAUUUUAAAGUCGAGCUGCUGUUUUUCAUUACAUAAGCGUAUAUUAAUUUUUUUUUUUUAUUUUUUUUGAGGCCGAUUUAGAUGUAAGCGGUUUUAUAUGGGCCGUCUUUUUUUUUCUUUUUUUUGUGGCCGUGACAAGUUAUUUGCUUUUAUCUUUAAUAUUAAGUGCAAUCAUGCACGGGUGAUCUAUACAUUUGCAAAUAAAGAAGUAAACGUCCGGAAGAGAAUAUGAUGUCUAAAUUUAUUAAAGAUACACACACACGUCGCCAUUUGAACGUUUUGUUAUUACGUUUUUAAAGAUUGCUAAUUGUGCGAGAAAACUACGGGUACUCCGUAUCUCGUUUAUUUUAACGCGUUUUAUCGAUCAAGCGAUUACUUUUACGUUUAUAGAAAUAUUUUCAUCGAUACCAUGUCGUAUGUACGCGUUGAAUUUCAGCGGAGAUUGUUGAAUUUGGCUGUAAAAUAGAUUAUGUAAUUAGUGAUACACUUAUUAAAAAGAAAAAUAAAAAAAGCGCACGUCGACAAGCCACGGCACGCAUAUAUUGUAGUUAGAAUAGGUGUACAAAACCUAUUCUACGUAUUUUGUAAAUAAGAAAUAAAUACUAUACACUACUUG